Lethenteron reissneri (Far Eastern brook lamprey) is the source of this 10001-nucleotide messenger RNA. Its product is annotated as glutathione hydrolase 1 proenzyme-like. Lineage: Eukaryota; Metazoa; Chordata; Hyperoartia; Petromyzontiformes; Petromyzontidae. Gene Ontology annotation, biological process: peptide modification; regulation of inflammatory response; regulation of immune system process. Gene Ontology annotation, molecular function: glutathione gamma-glutamate hydrolase. The record is from RefSeq and is a predicted model, not a curated record. Gene Ontology annotation, cellular component: plasma membrane.
GUGAGAGUCGAAGAGUCCACAGCCCUCGCCUCUCCGCUGCUCCGUGUCUGCGAGCGACUCUGCCACGGGUUGACUACCAACCCCCCUCGCCACCACCCCUCCUCUGACCAUGCAGAAGAACACGAAGUUGGCGCUCGCCUCGGCGAUUUUACUCGUGAGCCUCGCGGUGGCUCUCAUCCUGGGUCUCACCCUGGGUCUUCGUCGCACCGAUCCGACCCCCGUGACCCCGGCGACCCACUCUUACCACAGCGCCGCCGUGGCAGCCGAUGCAGGGCCGUGCUCCGAGGUCGGGAGGGACGCGAUGAAGGACGGCGGCUCCGUGGUGGACGCGGCCAUCGCGGCACUCCUCUGCAUCGGUCUCUUCAACGCGCACAGCAUGGGCAUUGGCGGCGGGGCCUUCUUCACCAUCUACAACGCCUCCACCGGGAGAGCGGAGUUUAUAAACGCGAGGGAGACGGCUCCACUCAACGCCACGGAGAACAUGUUUGGGAACAACUCUGACCUCUCUCUGACCGGCGGACUGGCCGUCGCCGUUCCCGGCGAGCUGCGCGGCUACGAGCUGGCGCACCGCCGCCACGGCCGCCUGCCCUGGGCGCGCCUCUUCAAGCCGAGCGUGGACAUGGCGCGACGGGGCAUCCGCGUGAGCAACGCGCUCGCCGCGGCCAUGGAGUCCGCCCGGGAGCAGAUCGAGUCGAGGCCGUCGCUCUGCGAGGUGUUUUGCGACGAGUCGGGGAAGGUGCGGCGCGAGAACGACACGGUGAGGUUCGCCAAGUUGGCCGACACGCUGGAGGUGAUCGCCAGGGAAGGCGCAGACGCCUUCUACACCGGCUCGCUGGCGCGCAACAUCAGCCGCGACAUCCAGCUGGAAGGUGGCAUCGUGACGAUGGAAGACCUGGAGCGGUACCAGGCAGAGCUCGUGCUGGAGCCGCUGCGGACCGAGCUGGACGACUACGUCAUCUUCACCCCCCCGGCCCCCUCCAGCGGCCCCGUGCUCACCCUCAUCCUCAACAUUCUCGCCGGCUACAAGAUGACGCCGCAGAGCCUGGGCGAGGAGCAGAAGUCCCUCACCUACCACCGCAUCGUCGAGGCGUUCAAGUUCGCCUACGCCAAGCGCACCGAGCUGGGCGACCCCAACUUCGUCAACCUCACCGACCUGAUGAAGAACGUCACGUCGAAGGACUUUGCCGAAGCGCUGCGGCAGAAGAUCUGGGACAACGCGACGCACGGCGUGGAGUACUACGAGCCGACGUUCUACGUGCCGGACGACAGCGGCACGGCGCACCUGUCGGUGGUGGGGCCUGACGGCAGCGCCGUCUCCGUGACCAGCACCAUCAACUUCUACUUCGGCUCCAAGGUGCGGUCCCCCUCCACCGGAAUCAUUUUCAACAACGAGAUGGACGACUUCUCCUCGCCGCACAUCGUCAACGGCUUCGGGGUGCCCCCAUCGCCGGCGAACUUCAUCAGGCCCGGGAAGAGGCCGCUGUCGUCCAUGUGCCCAACGCUGAUUGUCGACAAACAGAGCCGGGUGAAGCUGAUCGUGGGAGCGUCCGGAGGCACCAAGAUCACCACCGGCACAGCGCUGGUCAUCGCGAACGCGCUGUGGUUCGGCAUGGACGUGGUGGGCUCGGUCGAGCACAAGAGGCUUCACAACCAGCUGAUGCCCAACGUCACGGAGGUCGAGAAAGGGUUCGACGAGGUUGUGGCGAGCGGACUGCAGCAGAGGAACCAGGACCUUGAGUGGACAGACUCAGCCGGAUCCGUGGUGCAAGCCAUCCUGCGCGAUGGCAACUACUGGACGGCCCAGUCGGACUCCCGCAAAGGGGGCUACCCAGCAGGAUUCUAGGCAGACACAAACAAAGCCAGAUGCAAACCAGAUACUAGCCAGAUACGAGCAAGAUGCAAGGUGGAUGCAAGCCAGAUAUACCAGAUGAAUAGAAGCCAAAUGCAAGGUGGAUGCAAGCCGGGAUAUGAACCAGAUGUAAGCCGGAUGCAAGUCGGAUCCAAGUUGGAUCACAACCGGAUACUAGCCGGAUUCACCAUGGAUGCGAGGCCAAUAUAAACACAUUCCUGCGGAGGGAGCUGGUAGGAACGUUGGGUUGCUCGGUCAAUGGCCAGGGUCAACGGCGGUGUGGUGUAUUCCGCAAAUAUGCCCGACUGUGAGGGCGGGCACAAGCCGGCGUGAGUAGGUUAAACGUUGAGUUGUAUAAGGGCACCAUGGGGUGACCAGCCCCUCCCCACCCCUCCCACCCUCCCCACCCUCCCCACCCAGCCCCACCCUCCCCACCCACCCAGCCCCUCCCUCCCCACCCAGCCCCUCCCUAGACGACGGACACAAUAAUCCCCUGUUGGCUUGUGUAACCUGGCCGUUCCUACCAGUAAAACAGAAACUAUCCACAUAUUAGUCAGGUGUAAGGUAGAUACAAAUCAGAUGUUAUCCAUAUACAAUGUGGAUGCUAAACAAAUAAAAUCCAGAUUGAAGUCAGAUGCACAGCAGAUACAAGCCAGGGACCAACACAAAUGCAAGCCGGAAUCAACGGGAGUUAUGAAGCGAAAGACAAAGGGGGUCCCAGGAGGUGCCAAUGAGAUCACUGCAGGAGCCGGGACAGCGUGGACACGGUCCCUCGCGGCCGAAGGAGGCGGCGGUGAGCAGCAGGACUCAGGGCAAUCGGCACGUGGCCAGGGGCAUGUGCCGCCUGGCUGGGCCCUAUGGAGCUGGUAAGCCCAUCGCUGUGUGGAUUACUGGCCACAUGCACUCCAGAUGCUAGCCAAUAAUAGAAUAGCUGAACACUGACCAGGUGCUCGCCAGGAUAGCAGCCAAAUAACAAGGCAGAUACGAUGCAGGUGAUAACCACGAGGUAGCCAGUUAUUGCCUGGACAUUAUCUGGAUACAGCUGUAGACCAGACAGAUACUAGUAGUUAUAAGACAGACAGAUAGUACAAGUCCGGGUUUGACGCGCUAGGAGGAGAUGCGUUCCUGAAAAGUGCUACGUUAAGCGAAAAAAAUUACCCAAAAAUAAUGCGACGAUAAAGGUCGGCGAGAUACGAUGGACACACAGACAGAGUGAGAUGGCGGGACCAAUCACUGAGGGUACGCCGCCGCGUUCCUCGAUCAUUCCGCCUACUGUAUCCGCAACUCAAGAAAGUAGUUCGCCGUUGACCGCUCAGAAACCGCGUUAUAACGGUUGCGCGUUCAGCGUUAUGUUGUGUGAACACCGCGCGUUAAGCGAGGAGCUACCGUACUCCGGACAGUAGCUGGGUGACCGCUAAAAACGAGUAGGCAGAUAACCGUCACAAGACAGAGAGAUACAGCAAAGGGUGACACGGUGGCGAGUUGUUAACUAACUCGCCAGGUAUACAGGAGGUCGGGGGUUCGAUUCUGACCCUGGCGCCUGCUGUAUAUUUGGAGUUUGCGUGUUUCUCUCUCUCUCCCCGUGGUCGCGUGGACUUUUCUCCAGGUCCCUCCGGCUUUUCCCUCCACAUUUAAAAUCAACGUGCGGAGUAAAUUUCCACGCGAUAAGCCACUUUGUUGAGCUGCCAUCUGUGGGCCAGGUCGCUUCCGUAAAAGAGCUACGUAGCUCAGUGGGCCUUACGUGGUAAAAUAAAAAAUAUAGUUUAGUUUGUAAUAUGAUAAUAGGCUUUUCCCCUUUUUUUCUGGCAACAAAACAGGUGUUAAGAUGCCAAAAGGCGUCCUCUGGUCUAACACCGUUUGAGACGAGGCUCAAAAGAAAGCUGUCUCUGGUUUGGACCAAUAAGUUUCAAAGACAAUGCAUAUAUUAUCAGAGUAUGUUUUUUGUUUGCAUUCCGACCACAAGCAUUGUGGUUAAUGCAGGCAUGAUUCCUUGUAAAAGGUUUCAGUUUGGUGUUUUAACAUCUUAACACCUAUAUUCUUGGUUCUUUCGGUAAAGUCACGUAGAAGGGAAAUAAUAAAAUAAUAUAAAUAUAAAACAAUAAAAAUUCUCACGACGUUUCGACUGCAACACAAGCAAUCAUCAUCAGGUGUGAAAUCCAGAAUACGAAUCCCUGCAGUCACGAAAGCUUUAAAUCAAACUCUUAACACCUGUUUUGUUGCCAGAAAAAAGGGGAAAAACCUAAUUCUCAUAUUUUGGUACUGGCAAAGGAGGUCCCAUGAUGUAGUUUGUAAUAGUUUAUGUCCGUCACCGACGAAGCACACGUGUGGGGCCUCGGCACGACAUCGCUCGUUGCAGAUGAGGUUCAAAGAUGACUAAGGGACCAGCGCCAACAAAGUUCAUGGGCGGUGGAGGUGCAGAGGGUGACAGCGCCAAUGAAGCCCCCGGAGGACCAACUAUGGGAGCUGUGGGGGGGGGGGGGUUGCAGGACCAAGGACUCAUUGACAUCGGCGAGUGUGGCUUGUGAAUAUUUUCCACCGCGCCACUGGGUUGGGUGUCGGCGUAUACGAAUGAACCCAUCGGUAGCUCAAGUCACACACACAACACUUGCUCGCUCCGCUUGUCAACCAACUAGAGUGGACGACUCGGAGAGAGAGGCUCACAGCGGCCAGACCAACAUUGAUUUGAAACUAGCGGGCGGUUUACAAUGGGGGAGUGGGCUCACAUCCCAGAAGGCAUUGAACGCAAAGUAAUUAGUCUUCCAAGUCCACAAUCAACGUUUUUGGGUUAGAUCGCGUUAUUUAUAAAUGUGUCGUAACCCUUCACCACAAGACAGGGCUAAUCAGCAAAGAAAGUGUCACGGUGACAAAAGAUAAAUAGUUCACUGCUUUAGCGCACCUGUGUGUUGAAGCGUGAAACCACAACAUUUACAAAAAAAAUAUUUGAGUACGACGUUUCGCUGGUAAUUGCAUCCAGCAUCAUCGGGCAAUUCGCCAGAAUGGUGAGGCUCUGCUCUUGCUCCCGGUCUUAAAUAGAGCAGCAGCAGGGUGACGUCAUCAUUUAACUCAUCAGGUGGAGGGUUACGACACAUUUAUAAAUAACGCGAUCUAACCCAAAAACGUUGAUUAUGAAUAAUAUUGGUCGCGAAAGCCUACGUGUUAAACAGUCUUCCAAGUCUUUGCAAAUAGGAUGCACGCCACUGUAAUUGCAAUGUUCAUUACGUCAAUCAGUGUCUUAAUUCAGCGUUGUAAUCGUCGCAGUCCACUGCUGCUGUGGAAAGAAAGCCUCGUGUUUAAUAACAUUCGAGUUAUUUAACGGUGAAAAGAAACUACCCUGACAUUGAACGUUUCGACGACGUGUUUGUUUAAAAGAAAAAGAAUUUAUGCCAGAGAGAGGGAGGGCGUGCGUAUUGUGGUCGUAUGCCAACAUCUAUUAAAUGCUGUGAUUCCUUUGCGACCGGGACUGAACUACCCGCCAAGUCUAAAUAUGUAUAGCCGUUUAGUUUUAACGCAGUUUUUUUUUACUCCUGAAAUAAUAAUAAUAACACAUUUUACACCACCGCUUGCAAUUAAAGCACACGAUGAUCCGGUUAACGGCAGUAUGUGGAAAUGCCAUUACCGUAUUCUCCAGAAAAUAAGAGGCCAUUUCCACCCCCACCCAUGUAUUUUACAUGGGUGGAACAAACCCGAUUUUUCCAGCGGCAGGCAUCGGGUUUUUUCUUUAAUACAAUUAAACCCGAUUUCGGGGAAUUAAAAGCUGGUUUAAUGAAUACGAAACUCUGAUCCAAGGCUUAGGCUGCUUCCUCGUCGGUGCUGCUAUCGUACUCGGGGGGCCGUCGGGCACGGGAUAGUCGUAGAAUGCGGCGGGCAGGUUGGUCUUGAUGAACACGAGCUUCUCCACAAUCGUGGGCGCCAGUGAGUUCAUGAGCUUGGAAUAUUGAUGAAGCCCAUCGUUGAGAAGUUCCGCUCGGAUGCCGCAGUUAGAACCAAUUAAACCGGAUUUCUCCCAAUCUCAGAUGAUCGGGUUUAAUAUAAAAAGACAAUUAAUCCCGAUUGUAAAAAAUCCGACUGUGCCACCCUUGGGAUUUUAAAGCGAAGGCUCUGGCGUGUGUGUGUGUCAGUGCGGUGUGGGGAGCGGUAGUGUAGCGGUUAGCGCGCUGCGCUACCCGGGUUCGAUUCCCGCUCACGGCCAACACCAGGGACGAUUAUCUUGAGUCUUAAAGUCACUUUAUUGUCAAGUGUGUUACAUGCAUGACAUACAACACAGAUGAAAUUACAGUCCUCUCUCUUGGUCCCACGGUGCAACCAAGCAAUUAAAAAAUUAAUCACAAUUAACAGACAUAAAUAAACAAUAAACAAUCGGCGAUCAACACAAGAUAAAUAAUCUAAAAUGUAAUAGACUUAAAUAAACAACAGUCAAGAAUUUUUUAAAUGUAAAAUAUUAUUUAAAUAAAGUAUUUAAAGAAAUAAGAUAUUUAAACCAGUGUGAUAGUGCGAUGUAGUGCAAUGUGCAGUCCAGAGAUCAGGAUGUACGAGUGAAUAUGUGUUUGGGGGUUCGGGUCAGGGGGCAAAGGGGGGUGGAUGGGCAGAGGGGGGGAGUGAUGGUAGAGCAGGGAGGGAGUUGAGUCCUGGGCCUCCCCUAGGUCGACUCAGCCUCUAAUUAGUGACUGGUGCGGUGUGUAAUAAACAUCGCCACUGGGGAGACAAAGACGGCCGGGCGUGGUGUUGGCUGCCUACCCCCUCGAGUGCCGUUCCGGCCUUUAUAAGUGUUCGCUAACAGCACUUGCCCCGACAGUCUGUUAAGGCUACACGGGGGAUCUUUGUCUUUGUGGAUUGCGUCUGACAAUCCGGAGGUGUCUCGUUUUUUUAUAAUCUGGAGAAAGCGGUAAAAAGCACGUGGGAAUUUGUAGUCGUGUAUUAUAUUAUGGUUGUGUCGAUGAUCGUAUCAAAUUGCCCAUUCAAAAGUAGUAUAUAUUGUGCCAGCUCCCGUGGCGCGCAAUGCCAAGGCAAAUGCGAAUUGGUCUGCACUAAUUCGUAAGUGACCACUUCAUUUGCUUAAAGGGUCGAGCUGGGGUUGCGAGCGAAGGUUUGUGCGCUCACGGAACUGCGAAGCUUUAAACGAAUGCCACGCGAAGGGGGGUCUGUGUGACCUGGCGGACAGGGUUUACCGUCAUCAUGAGCCGUGAUCUCUCCGCUGCUGGAUGAGGGCCGCUCCAUGCCAUCACGAUCCUACGAUACAAUCCGUCUCGCUCCUACGCGUGAACUGAUCUCAUCACAGUGUCCAUGCCAAUACUAAUGUAUAAUUUAUAAUUCUUGUCAAAUAUAAAAUCCUAGAUAAGAUAGGGGGGGGGGGGGAAUAUCACCUCACCACGUGUCCCAGUUGAGCCUGCCAGAAAUGUUGUUAUCGUCACUCCUGAAUAAUUGCAAGAUUUAGUUCGUGUGGUCACGGUUGUGCAACGUAGCAACAAGCGCUUCGUGGGAAUGCUGUAGGAUGCCACCGUGCAAUGAUUGUGGCAAACGCAAACGGACCAAAGACGCGUGUUGGGAGUAAAUGAUGCGCCGCGUUCGGAAAAUUGCCAAAAGACAUUGUGUGCACAAUGGAAAUUGUCGUCUUCCUUAAAGAUGAACCGAAGUCUGGACAGACAGCUCGAGGAGUCGAGACCCAAUGGAGAACUUGCACAGGCGUAGGGACUCGCCGUGACGUGCAGCUGAAUAAGCCGCCCCGCAGCGUGAAGCGAAACGUCGGACAUCGUGUGGAGAUCGCGUGGAGACGUCAGACGUGGGUCACCGCCAGUGUGCGCUGCGGUCACGAUGACGGUCGCGUUGUUGUUCUUUAUAAGAAAAUCGCUCUGAGAACGUCACGAACCAUCACUCGUGUGAUACGUGCGUAUUGCGUGUGGUGGUGGUGCCUACACGUGGCUAUGACACGUGACGUACGAUGUUUAACAACAACAACCCGUCAGCACGCUCGCAGUCGCGGUGUCAAAGAGUGGCCCACGACGACUGCGUGUGAGUGCACAUCUCAAGGUUCCUGUUGUUUAGGAAGAGCGAGAGACAGAGAGAGAAAAUAAUACUUAUAUUUUCACGUGUAAACGUUUUCGCCAAUGGGGAAAUAUACAUGCACAGUAUUUUUCAACAAAAUCGAUUUCCGAGUUGUUCUUUUUCUGCCUUGCCAGCUGGUUACAAAAUAAUAAUAAUAAUUGACAAUCUCUUCUUGUGAAUCCACUGACGGAUGAGACCUACUCACACACAAAGUCCACAUCUACCAAAACGUCGACGACUACCACGUGACGGCCUCGAUCCACACGCCGUCGAUUGGGUUUUUUUUAUUUAGGGCCCCUUUAUAACAUAUGCUACAGGCCCCCCACUAGCUGAUCACAUCAGUAAAUAAAAAAUCCAUAAUAGAGGUGUUUGCGUUAGAUCGCGUAUAUAUAAAUGCGUCGUUAAACCCGCCACCACCCGACACAGCCAAUUAGUAAGGUUUGUCACGUAAACAGAACGUGCCCAUUCGUUACUAGUACAGCGCACCGGUGUGUUGGAGAGUAAACCCACGACAUUUACAAUUCGAGUCCGACGUUUCAUCAGUUUUUACAACCAGCAUCAUCAGGCAGACAGCCAGAGCUGUGGCGAAAUCCUCCUGCCUCGGUCUUAAAUAAAGGGAUAAAUGCUAUAUCGAUUACUGCUGUCAUAUGGAUGGACUUGUCCCCUACCAUAGCAAUGUGGAAUUUUUCCACUAACGGCUGAGGGCUGUAAACAGGAGAUGAAUAUUGCCUCUGGUAAUUUAAGCACGCAAUUACUUACGUCUUUAGUUGCUGUAUUACUCAAUUGCUCCACCAGAUGGCAGUAUAAUACCGCCGUGAAAGGUACGAUACAACAGCAACCAAACGCAACCCAAGUGGCAGUGAUUUAACCGCAGUACCUGUGUCCAUAGGCCUGAUGCAUUUUGUAACAUCGUGGGGCAGGGUGAGGUUGACCCUGCUGGGUGCUGGGGCUGCGAUGUCUGAAAUAUUGGAAGAAGUUGCCAGACGCUGUGAGUGGUUGGCUGAUGUGCCACCGGGUGUUGAAAUGCGCAGAGCGAUUCAGAGCACGAGACCGGAUAAAUCGUUAUAAAGAGAGAACUGUUGAGCGGGUGGGUGGCGAUUAUGCACUUACACCACAUUUUCUGUCCGUCUGCUACGGCAGAGGCGUACGAAGUUUCAAGAGGACCGACAUCCCUGCUUCAUUGACCUGGUUGAGGCCUAUGAUGCCACUUUGAGGCCAGAGCUCUGGGUUAUUCUUCAUGCGUUCUGUGUCUCUGGCAAAGUUGUUUGUGGGGAGACUUAGCCAUUUCCUUUUCAGCUUGGGGUGCGGCAAGAAUGCUCUCUGGCGCCUACACUAUUUAACAUAUUUUUGAGCACAUAGUUCAAGCUGUCCGUGGUUUUACCAGAGGAAUUUCCAUCUGGUACAGACACAAUCGGAGGCUGAUCAAUACCCAGGUGCGGUCAAGGGAUGAUUCCCUACAUGCUCAUGACCUGGCAAUUGCAAAAUUGAGACUCACCUGCUGAAGCUGGAGCGUGCCACGAGGAGAUGGGUCCUUAACCAUCAACCUCAUCAAAAACAAUGCACGAGCCUAGGCAUCUUCUUAUGCCAUCAAAUACCACAACCCUCUUUACUCUCCGUGACCAAUGGGAGAGUUUUGAAAAGCGUGGAGGAGUGUGCUUAUGACUACAGUUUGGCAGUAGGGGUCUCUCACGCCUCCACCAAGCGAAGCUGCGUUGGCUGGGUCAUGUCGCACCGCAUGCCCAGCCACCGCAUGCCUAAGCAGCUUUUGUUUGGCCGCACAGAGGGGGCUAAUCGGAUGCAGCACUGGCUAGAGACGUGGGCAGACGCGGUACAGGAGGAUGUGGAGCCAAACGGACUUGCCAAUGACCAGGGGUGUUGACAUCGGCCUCGGUGGGGGAAGCUCGUGAAGGAAGCUACUGGGCAAUUGGAGACAGUCACGCUCCAUCAACAAAGGAGGGCAGAGGAGUGACGCACACAACAACGAGCGGAUUGCCGGGUGGAUAAAGCACAGCAAUUGUCAUUGGGGAGCACAGGCGGUGCAUCUGUCAAUCAUCUCAGUUGUUCAACCUAUGACGUGGGUGUAUAUCCCGUGACCUGUCAGCAAACUUUCAAC